Messenger RNA from Opisthocomus hoazin, 9633 nucleotides. The record is from RefSeq and is a predicted model, not a curated record. Lineage: Eukaryota; Metazoa; Chordata; Aves; Opisthocomiformes; Opisthocomidae.
AUGAAGACAGCACUGUGCUCGGCAGUCGCUGCUCUGUGUGCAGCCGCCCUCCUCUCCUCCAUCGAGGCUGAAGUUAAUCCACCGUCAGACUUGAAUUUUACAAUAAUAGAUGAACAUAAUGUUCAAAUGUCAUGGAAAAGGCCACCAGAUGCAAUAGUGGGUUACAGGAUAACUGUGGUUCCAACAAAUGAUGGGCCUACUAAAGAAUUUACUCUUUCACCUAGCACUACCCAAACUGUCUUAUCAGAUCUUAUACCUGAUAUAGAGUAUGUUGUAUCAAUAGCUUCUUAUGAUGAAAGAGAGGAGAGUCUACCUGUUUUUGGCCAACUGACAAUUCAGACAGGUGGUCCAGGGAUACCGGAGGAAAAGAAGGUUGAGGCUCAAUUACAAAGAUGUUCCAUAAGUGCAAUGACAGAUUUAGUUUUCCUGGUAGACGGUUCAUGGAGUGUAGGGAGAAAUAACUUUGGAUAUAUUCUGGACUUCAUGGUUGCCCUUGUGUCAGCUUUUGACAUUGGGGAAGACAAGACGAGAGUUGGAGUUGUUCAGUACAGUUCAGAUACAAGAACAGAGUUCAAUUUAAAUCAGUAUUUCAGAAGAAGUGAUCUUAUUGAUGCGAUUAAAAGGAUACCUUACAAAGGUGGCAACACAAUGACAGGUGAGGCUAUUGAUUACCUGGUUCAAAACACCUUCACUGAGUCUGCUGGAGCACGAAAAGGCUUUCCCAAAGUAGCAAUUAUCAUUACGGAUGGAAAAGCUCAAGAUGAAGUCGAAAUUCCUGCAAGAGAGCUUCGCAAUGUAGGAGUUGAAGUUUUUUCUUUGGGAAUCAAAGCAGCAGAUGCAAAGGAACUCAAACUAAUUGCGUCUCAGCCUUCGCUGAAGCAUGUGUUCAAUGUGGCUAAUUUUGAUGGAAUUGUGGAUAUACAGAAUGAAAUUAUCUUGCAAGUGUGCUCUGGUGUUGAUGAACAGCUGGGUGAACUGGUUAGUGGGGAAGAAGUCGUGGAGCCUCCUUCAAAUCUAGUGGCCACUCAGAUCUCCUCCAAAUCUGUUAGGAUCACUUGGGAUCCAUCCACAAGCCAAAUAACUGGGUAUAGGCUGCAAUUCAUUCCAAUGAUGGCUGGUGGAAAACAACAUGUAUUGAGUGUGGGUCCUCAGACUACAGCUCUGAAUGUUAAAGAUCUCUCUCCAGACACAGAGUAUCAAAUUAAUGUCUAUGCAAUGAAAGGACUGACCCCCAGUGAGCCAAUAACGAUAAUGGAAAAAACACAACAAGUAAAAGUUCAAGUGGAAUGCUCACGUGGUGUGGAUGUGAAAGCUGAUGUGGUCUUUUUAGUGGAUGGUUCCUACAGCAUUGGUAUCGCCAAUUUUGUUAAAGUAAGAGCCUUUUUGGAAGUGUUAGUUAAAAGCUUUGAGAUAUCGCCUCGAAAAGUACAGAUAAGUCUUGUCCAGUACAGCAGAGAUCCCCAUAUGGAGUUUUCUUUGAACAGAUACAACAGAGUGGAAGACAUAAUUCAGGCUAUUAACACCUUCCCCUACAGAGGUGGAUCUACCAACACAGGCAAAGCGAUGACAUAUGUGAGGGAGAAAGUAUUUGUUACCAGCAAAGGGUCAAGACCAAAUGUGCCGAGAGUCAUGAUUCUUAUUACUGAUGGAAAAUCAUCAGAUGCUUUUAAAGAACCUGCAAUAAAGCUGAGGGAUGCAGAUGUAGAAAUAUUUGCAGUUGGUGUGAAGGAUGCAGUGCGUACAGAGUUAGAAGCAAUUGUUGCAGAUUUUGAUGCUUUUCAAAGAAUAUCAUUUGAACUUACACAGUCUGUCUGCCUACGGAUUGAGCAGGAACUGGCUGCUAUAAGGAAAAAAUCCUAUGUACCUGCAAAGAAUAUGAUCUUUUCUGAUGUAACAUCGGACAGUUUCAACGUGAGCUGGUCUCCUGCUGGACCCGAGGUUUUGUCCUAUCUCAUUAAAUAUAAAGUAGCCAUCGGUGGAGAUGAAUUCAUUGUUUCAGUACCAGCUGCAAGUACUAGCUCAGUUCUCACCAACUUGCUACCUGAAACUACUUACACAGUCAGUGUGAUUUCUGAAUAUGAAGAUGGUGAUGGCCCUCCCUUGGAUGGAGAAGAAACCACCUUAGAAGUGAAAGGUGCUCCUCGAAACUUAAGGAUAACAGAUGAAACCACUGAUAGUUUUGUAGUUGGCUGGACUCCAGCUCCAGGAAAUGUCCUACGGUACAGGCUUGUAUAUAGACCACUUCCUGGAGGAGAAAGGAGACAAGUGACUGUCUCGGCAAAUGAAAGAUCAACUACUCUGCAGAACUUGAUCCAAGAUACAAGAUAUGAAGUGUCUGUUAUUCCAGAGUAUCAGUCUGGGCCUGGGAAUUCGCUGAGUGGAUAUGCAAAAACUGAUGAAGUCCGAGGAAAUCCGAGAAAUUUGAGAGUUUCUGAUGCUACAACAUCAACAAUGAAGCUGUCUUGGGGUGCUGCUCCUGGCAAAGUGCAGCAGUACUUUAUAACAUACACUCCAGUGGCAGGAGGUGAAACUAAGGAAGUGACUGUGAAAGGUGACACUACCUCGAAAGUGCUGAAAGGCUUAGACCAAGCCACUAGGUAUGCGUUGACUGUGUCUGCCUUGUAUGCCUCUGGAGCAGGAGAGGCCCUUUCUGGAGAGGGAGAAACACUUGAAGAACGUGGUUCACCACGUAAUUUAGUUACCACAGACAUAACUGACACUACAGUUGGGUUAUCAUGGACACCAGCUCCAGGAGCAGUUAAUAAUUAUAGGAUAGUAUGGAAGUCACUUUAUGAUGAUACAAUGGGAGAGAAGAUAGUCCCUGGAAGUACAGUGGAUGCUGUGCUAGAAGGCUUGGAGCCAGAGACUAAAUACAGAAUUUCGGUAUAUGCAACCUACAGCAGUGGAGAAGGAGACCCAGUAGAAGGAGAGGCUUUUACUGAUGUGUCACCAAAUGCCAGGACUGUGACGGUAGACAACGAGACAGAAAAUACAAUGAGAGUUACAUGGCAGCCUUCACCCGGGAAAGUCUUGUCUUAUCGUGUGUACUACCGACCACGCAGUGGAGGAAGACAGAUGUUUGGAAGAGUAAAUGCUCCUGCUACAAGCAUAGUGUUAAAGCGACUUAAGCCACGAACUACAUAUGACCUCAGUGUUGUUCCAAUUUAUGAUUUUGGACAAGGAAAAUCAAGAAAAGCAGAAGGAACAACAGCCUCUCCCUUUAAGCCACCUCGAAAUCUGAGAACUUCUGAUUCAACUAUGUCAAGUUUCCGAGUAACCUGGGAGCCAGCCCCAGGGCGAGUGAAGGGGUACAAAGUAACUUUCCACCCUACUGAAGAUGACGGGAGUCUAGGAGAAUUAAUAGUGGGGCCAUACGACAGCACAGUGGUAUUGGAGGAGCUUAGGGCAGGAACUACCUAUAAGGUAAAUGUUUUUGGAAUGUUUGAAGGAGGAGAGAGCAACCCCCUGGUUGGACAAGAGAUGACCACCCUUUCAGACACUACUUCGGAGCCAUUUUUAUCUAGAGGUUUAGAAUGUAGAACCAGAGCAGAAGCUGAUAUUGUGCUGCUGGUGGAUGGCUCAUGGAGUAUUGGACGGCCAAAUUUUAAAACUAUCAGGAACUUCAUUGCCCGUAUAGUUGAAGUUUUUGAUAUUGGUCCUGACAAAGUACAGAUUGGUCUUGCACAGUAUAGUGGAGAUCCCAGGACAGAAUGGAAUCUCAAUGCUUACCGAACCAAACAGGCUUUGUUAGAUGCUGUAGCUAACUUACCAUACAAAGGAGGCAAUACUCUAACAGGAAUGGCCUUGGAUUUCAUCUUAAAAAACAAUUUUAAACAAGAUGCAGGCUUAAGGCCCAGAGCUCGCAAAAUUGGUGUUCUCAUCACUGAUGGCAAAUCGCAAGAUGAUGUAGUCACCCCUUCAAGAAGACUCAGAGAUGAGGGAGUGGAACUUUAUGCAAUUGGUAUUAAAAAUGCAGAUGAAAAUGAAUUGAAGCAGAUUGCAACGGAUCCAGAUGACAUCCAUGCUUACAAUGUUGCAGAUUUCUCUUUCCUGGCUAACAUUGUUGAUGAUGUAACCACAAAUCUGUGUAACAGUGUGAAAGGUCCAGGUGAUUUACCACCUCCCUCUAACCUAGUUAUUUCGGAAGUGACACCUCGUUCUUUCAGACUGAGAUGGAGUCCACCUCCUGAGAGUGUUGAUAGAUACAGAGUUGAAUAUUACCCUGCCUCUGGAGGUAGCCCUCAACAGUUUUACGUAAGUAGGAUGGAAACAACAACAGUUCUGAAAGAUCUGAAACCUGAAACAGAGUAUGUUGUUAACGUGUUUUCUGUGGUGGAAGAUGAAAGCAGUGAACCUCUAAUCGGCAGGGAAACAACUCUGCCAAUCUCCUCAGUGAGAAACCUGAAUGUUUAUGACAUUGGAUCAACUUCCAUGCGAGUGAGAUGGGAACCUCUCAACGGAGCUACUGGUUAUUUGUUAACAUAUGAACCUGUGAAUGCCACAGUCCCUACCACAGAGAAAGAGAUGCGUGUUGGACCAUCAGUGAAUGAGGUUCAGCUGGUAGAUCUCAUCCCCAAUACUGAGUACACUUUAACAGCUUACGUAUUAUUUGGUGAUAUCACCAGUGACCCACUCACCACUCAGGAAGUGACAUUACCUUUGCCUGGACCCAGAGACUUAACACUUCAGGAUGUUACUCACAGCAGCAUGAAUGUCCUCUGGGAUCCUGCCCCAGGAAAAGUUCGAAAAUACAUCCUACGAUACAAAAUAGCUGAUGAAGCUGAUACAAAGGAGGUGGAAAUCGACAGACUCAAAACCAGCACUACUCUCUCUGACCUUUCCUCCCAAACACUGUAUAAUGUGAAGCUUGUUGCUGUAUAUGAUGAAGGGGAAUCCCUGCCAAUAAAUGCAGAAGCAGUCACUCAGCCUGUGCCAGCACCAGUCAAUCUCAGAAUCACAGACGUAACCACGAAUAGCUUCAGAGGAACUUGGGAUCAUGGAGCUUCAGAUGUCUCUCUAUAUAGAAUAACGUGGGGACCCUAUGGACGAUCAGAAAAACAGGAGACUAUCUUAAAUGGAGAUGAUAAUAGUUUGGUCUUUGAAAAUUUGAAUCCAGAUACAUUAUAUGAUGUCUCUGUUACUGCCAUCUAUCCUGAUGAAUCAGAAAGUGAUGACCUCAUUGGCAGUGAACGAACAUUACCUUUGAUACCUAUCACCACACAAGCCCCAAAGAGUGGACCACGAAACCUUCAGGUGUACAAUGCAACUUCACACAGUUUGACUGUGAAGUGGGAUCCUGCCAGUGGUCGAGUGCAGAGAUACAGGAUCAUUUACCAGCCUAUCAGUGGGGAUGGCCCUGAACAGUCGACUAUGGUUGGCGGGCGGCAGAACAGUGUGGUGAUACAGAAGCUGCAGCCUGACACACCAUAUGCUAUUACUGUGUCAUCGAUGUACGCAGAUGGUGAAGGGGGGCGAAUGACAGGACGAGGCAGAACCAAACCUCUUACUACUGUGAAGAAUUUGCUGGUUUAUGACCCAACCACCAGUACUCUGAAUGUUCGAUGGGAUCAUGCAGAAGGAAGUCCUCGCCAGUAUAAAGUGUUUUAUGGACCUACUGCUGGAGGUGCAGAAGAAAUGACCACAGUACCAGGAAACACAAACUAUGUCAUCCUGAGGAGUCUUGAACCCAACACACCUUACACUGUAACUGUGGUUCCAGUUUUCCCCGAGGGGGAUGGUGGACGUGUCUCUGACACUGGAAGAACUAUGGAGAGAGGAACACCAAGAAACAUUCAAGUUUACAAUCCCACACCAAACAGCAUGAAUGUCCGAUGGGAACCUGCUCCAGGUCCAGUACAGCAAUACAGAGUUAAUUACUCUCCACUGUCUGGCCCAAGGCCAUCAGAAUCUAUCGUGGUACCAGGCAACACUCGUGAUGUGAUGCUGGAGCGCUUGACUCCUGACACGGCUUACUCAAUAAAUGUUAUAGCUCUGUAUGCCGAUGGAGAAGGAAAUCCAAGCCAAGCACAGGGAAGAACAUUGCCUCGCAGUGGUCCAAGGAAUGUCAGAGUGUUCGAUGAGACCACAAACAGCCUUUCUGUACAAUGGGACCAUGCUGAUGGGCCAGUCCAGCAGUACAGAAUCAUUUAUUCACCCAUUGGGGGAGACCCUAUUGAUGAAUAUACAACAGUUCCUGGGAUAAGAAAUAAUGUGAUACUACAACCACUGCAAUCAGAUACUGCAUAUAAAAUUACUGUUGUGGCUGUGUAUGAAGAUGGAGAUGGUGGACAACUGACUGGAAAUGGCAGAACUGUUGGCCUGCUUCCUCCUCAAAAUAUGUAUAUAACUGAUGAAUGGUAUACACAAUUCAGAGUUUCCUGGGAUCCUUCACCGUCCCCUGUUCUUGGCUAUAAAAUCGUAUACAAACCUGUGGGUUCAAAUGACCCCAUGGAGGUUUUUGUGGGAGAAGUGACUUCCUACACCUUGCAUAAUCUAUCUCCCAGUACUACUUACGAUGUGAAUGUUUAUGCCCAGUAUGAUUCUGGAAUGAGCAUACCUUUGUCAGAUCAAGGCACUACAUUAUAUUUGAAUGUCACUGACCUAACAAGUUACAAAGUGAGUUGGGAUACUUUCUGUAUCCGAUGGUCACCUCAUCGGUCAGCAACUUCCUACAGACUGAAGCUAAACCCAGCAGAUGGUUCCAGAGGACAGGAAAUCACAGUACGUGGGUCAGAAACGAGCCAUUGUUUUACUGGCCUCUCACCAGACACAGAGUACAAUGCUACCGUCUUUGUUCAGACCCCUAACCUUGAGGGACCUCCAGUGUCUAUGAGGGAGCGUACCGUUCUCAAACCUACAGAGGCACCAACUCCGCCACCUACUCCUCCUCCACCUCCCACGAUCCCUCCAGCUCGGGAUGUGUGCAGAGGUGCCAAAGCAGACAUAGUGUUUUUGACUGAUGCUUCCUGGAGUAUUGGUGAUGAUAACUUCAACAAAGUAGUGAAAUUUGUGUUUAAUACAGUAGGAGCCUUUGACUUGAUUAAUCCUGCUGGAAUCCAGGUUUCAUUUGUGCAGUACAGUGAUGAGGCAAAAUCUGAAUUUAAACUGAAUACAUUUGAUGACAAGGCCCAGGCCCUGGGAGCUCUUCAAAAUGUUCAGUACAGAGGAGGCAACACAAGGACAGGCAAAGCCCUAACAUUUAUCAAAGAAAAGGUUUUGACUUGGGAGAGUGGCAUGAGGCGAGGUGUUCCCAAGGUACUUGUUGUUGUCACAGAUGGUCGGUCUCAGGAUGAGGUGAGGAAAGCAGCAACUGUCAUACAGCACUCUGGCUUCAGUGUUUUUGUGGUUGGUGUGGCUGAUGUAGAUUACAAUGAGCUGGCCAAGAUUGCCAGCAAGCCCAGUGAGCGUCAUGUAUUUAUUGUUGAUGACUUUGAUGCCUUUGAAAAGAUUCAAGAUAACCUCGUCACCUUUGUGUGUGAGACAGCUACCUCAACUUGUCCUCUUAUUUACUUGGAGGGAUAUACUUCACCUGGUUUCAAGAUGCUGGAAUCAUAUAAUCUGACAGAGAAGCAUUUUGCUUCUGUACAAGGUGUAUCGCUGGAAUCAGGCUCUUUCCCAAGCUAUGUAGCAUAUAGACUCCACAAAAAUGCCUUUGUCAGCCAGCCAAUACGGGAGAUUCACCCAGAGGGACUGCCACAGGCAUACACUAUCAUUAUGUUAUUCCGUCUUCUGCCUGAAUCCCCCAACGAGCCUUUUGCAAUUUGGCAGAUUACAGACAGAGAUUACAAACCACAAGUUGGAGUUGUGCUUGACCCUGCCAGCAAAGUGCUGUCAUUCUUUAACAAGGAUACAAGGGGAGAGGUUCAAACUGUAACUUUUGAUAAUGAUGAAGUAAAGAAAAUCUUUUAUGGAAGCUUCCACAAGGUCCAUAUUGUUGUAACUUCAUCGAAUGUUAAGAUUUACAUUGACUGCAGUGAAAUACUGGAAAAACCAAUUAAGGAGGCUGGGAAUGUCACAACUGAUGGCUAUGAAAUACUCGGGAAACUACUGAAAGGCGACCGGAGAUCAGCAACUUUAGAGAUCCAGAAUUUUGACAUUGUAUGCAGUCCAGUUUGGACUAGCAGAGACAGAUGCUGUGAUCUUCCUUCUAUGAGAGAUGAAGCAAAAUGCCCAGCUCUUCCAAAUGCUUGUACCUGUACUCAAGACAGCGUGGGACCUCCAGGACCCCCUGGACCAGCUGGUGGCCCAGGUGCUAAAGGUCCCAGAGGUGAAAGGGGUUUGACUGGAUCAUCUGGGCCACCUGGUCCUCGUGGCGAGACAGGUCCUCCUGGUCCUCAAGGUCCGCCAGGUCCACAGGGCCCCAACGGGCUGUCAAUCCCAGGAGAACCGGGUCGUCAAGGAAUGAAAGGUGAUGCUGGCCAGCCUGGACUACCAGGACGAUCGGGAACUCCAGGUUUACCUGGUCCACCUGGACCAGUGGGACCUCCAGGCGAAAGGGGUUUCACAGGAAAAGAUGGUCCCACAGGUCCCAGAGGCCCACCAGGACCAGUGGGUGCCCCAGGAGUUCCAGGAGUUGCUGGCCCAAGUGGAAAACCCGGGAAGCCAGGAGAUCGUGGGACACCAGGUACACCAGGAAUGAAGGGGGAAAAAGGUGACAGGGGUGACAUUGCUUCUCAGAACAUGAUGCGAGCAGUUGCAAGACAAGUUUGUGAACAACUGAUAAAUGGUCAAAUGAGCCGAUUCAAUCAAAUGUUGAAUCAAAUCCCCAAUGAUUAUUACUCAAACCGUAACCAGCCAGGCCCACCAGGCCCACCUGGUCCCCCAGGAGCUGCUGGGACGAGAGGAGAGCCUGGACCUGGAGGAAGACCAGGAUUCCCAGGACCUCCUGGGGUCCAAGGACCGCCCGGUGAAAGAGGAAUGCCUGGAGAGAAAGGUGAAAGAGGAACUGGAUCUCAAGGACCACGAGGUUUGCCGGGACCACCUGGUCCACAAGGAGAAUCUAGAACUGGUCCACCAGGCUCCACAGGAUCACGAGGACCACCAGGGCCGCCAGGUCGUCCUGGAAAUGCGGGUAUUCGAGGUCCCCCAGGGCCACCAGGAUAUUGUGAUUCAUCCCAGUGUGCUAGCAUCCCUUACAAUGGCCAAGGAUUCCCAGAGCCAUACGUGCCUGAAAGUGGACCCUAUCAACCUGAAGGUGAACCCUUUGUAGUACCUAUGGAGGCAGAAAGGAGAGAGGACGAGUAUGAGGACUAUGGAGUCGAAAUGCAUUCACCAGAAUACCCUGAGCACAUGCGCUGGAAAAGAUCGCUGUCAAGAAAAGCAAAAACAAUGCCAUAAAAGAUGUGUGUCUUGUUUUGGUUUUUUCGGUUGGUGGUUUUUGGGUUUUGCUAUACUUGCAUUGGCAGAUACAUGCAGGGAGAGUGCAUUGUUUCUUUUGCAAAAUAGCUUUCUGGUCUCUUCAUAUCAGACACACCCCUGUUUUGUAUCUUGCCUAUGUGGGGAUAGCAAUGUGUGUACCUAGAGACUUCAUGUUGCUCUGGAAAUGCUUGUAAAAUAUUUUUGCUUACAGUGGCUGCGUACAGGUUAAUAUGUGCAUCCAGUUAUCCCAGUGCUGCCUUUUCAUUAAAAUAAUGU